Messenger RNA from Phlebotomus argentipes, 3102 nucleotides. RefSeq names its product mucin-2-like. NCBI's taxonomy places the organism in Eukaryota, Metazoa, Arthropoda, Insecta, Diptera, Psychodidae. The transcript is spliced from 4 exons. The annotation marks the transcript as partial. Gene Ontology annotation, molecular function: chitin binding. The record is from RefSeq and is a predicted model, not a curated record.
AUGUUAGCACAGCACGACGGACAACCAGCAUGUCUGAUCCGAUACGAGUUUACAAGGCGUUGGCGCAAUAAUUUUGAUGCCAGAUUUUAUUGGGAGUGCCAAGUGUGGAAUUUCCCCGCGGUGAAGCGUCAGUGUCCAUCAGGAACGCUAUUUCAGGACUCUUGGCAAACCUGUUUGCCUUCGGCCAUGUGGGUAUGGACUCCGUACAGUGAACCCCCCACGAGAGCCGGCCAAGACAAUGAAGAUCAAUGCGAACCUAUUGACACAGGAAUUUGUCCUCCACCAACGCCACCAACGGAACCCCCAACUGAAACAACAACAUCUGAUGGACCAACUAACACUACCCCUGAAAAUCCGACAGAAAGCACUCCCGACUUUACGUCAGAAAGCACUACAACUCCUGAGACAACGCAUACUCCAACACCACCACCUAUCACUACCACUCCAGAAGAGUCCACAAGCACUGAAUCCACAAAACCACCAAAAACAACGACCCCACAGGAAACUACUACAGAUAGUACAACUCCUGACACCACGCAUACUCCAACACCACCACCUAUCACUACCACUCCAGAAGAGUCCACAAGCACUGAAUCCACAAAACCCCCAAAAACAACGACCCCAGAGGAAAGCACUACAGAAAGCACUACUCCAGGUACACAAACACCCCCAGAAAAUCCUGGAACGUCCACACCAGAAGACACAACCACUGAAUCACAGACGACACACACUCCAACACCACCUCAUAUAACUACUACACCCGAAGAGUCAACAACAACACCCCCCAAAACAACCACAGAGGAGCCGCCGACGACUACUACUGAGAAGCCGCCGAAGACUACCACAGAAGAGCCGCCUACUACUACUACGGAGGAGCCAACCACGACAACUCAAAAGCCUCCGAAGACUACCACAGAAGAGCCAUCAACUACCACAGAAAAGCCACCGAAGACAACCACAGAAGAGCCAUCGACUACCACUGAGAAGCCGCCGAAGACUACCACAGAAGAGCCGCCUACUACUACUACGGAGGAGCCGACCACGACAACUGAAAAGCCUCCGAAGACUACCACAGAAGAGCCGUCAACUACCACUGAAAAGCCUCCGAAGACAACCACAGAAGAGCCAUCGACUACCACUGAAAAGCCUCCGAAGACUACCACAGAAGAGACGUCAACUACCACAGAAAAGCCACCGAAGACUACCACAGAAGAGCCAUCGACUACCACAGAAGAGCCGUCUACUACUACUGAGAAGCCCCCCAAGACUACGACAGAAAAACCUCCGAAGACAACCACAGAACAGCCGACGACGACUACUGAAAAGCCUCCGAAGACAACCACAGAAGAGCCGUCAACUACCACGGAAAAACCGCCCAAAACUACAACAGAAAAACCUCCGAAGACCACAACAGAAGAGCCAACUACAACAGAGAAGCCGCCGAAGACUACCACUGAGAAGCCUCCGAAGACCACUACAGAAGAACCGCAGACUACGACAGAGAAGCCACCCAAGACUACCACGGAAAAACCGCCCAAAACUACGACAGAAAAACCUCCGAAGACCACCACAGAAGAGCCAACUACAACAGAGAAGCCGCCGAAGACUACCACUGAGAAGCCUCCGAAGACCACUACAGAAGAACCGCAGACUACGACAGAAAAGCCACCGAAGACUACAACAGAAAAGCCUCCGAAGACUACAACAGAGAAGCCUCCAAAGACUACCACAGAAGAGCCUACCACUGAAAGUCCUGGUACUAGCCCGUCCCCGGAAUGCCCUACUUGCCCACCGAACUUAGGACUCUGCCCGGGCGCUGAACCUGAGCAAUAUGCCCCUGGGCCUUUGGACUGCGAUGUUCGCCCAGAAUGUAGACCACCUCAUCAUCGCAAUAAAUUGUAUCCGAGAAGGGACCCAACGAGCUACUUCUACUGUGGUCCUGGCAAUGGAAAUGUUAGGAUUGCUGAGUGUCGUCGCGGGGAGUGCUUCCACUACGGAAAGCAAAGCUGCGUUAAUGCAAAGAAAUGGCAAAACUAUUUCGUUAGUGCUGUGAGAGAAUAUAAACGAGAAACAAUGGUGAUUAAAGGAGCGAUAUUUUAUGUGCUGUGUUUACUGUUUCUUACGGAACAUGUUUUGUGUCAAGAUAAUCCGAACGAUGGAAGACCAGGAUGUUGGACGCGAUACGAGUUUACUCGGUUUUGGAGAAAUAGAAUAAACAAUUCCGAUUACUUCAAAUGCGUAGAGUGGGGAACGUCUCAAGUUGUAGUGUGCCCACAAGGAACACUAUUUCAAGAAUCAUGGCAGACUUGUGUCCCAGAGAAACAUUACAUCGAUCAUCCAUUUUAUGAUCCCCCAACGAGUGCAUACACCAAGGCUGAUGACGCAUGUGAAGAGAUAAUCUUUCCACCACAAUGCAAACCUAAUGAGAAUGAAUCGCCACAACCAACUGAUACAACACCGGCGUUCACGACAGAUGAUGGGGAAACAGGGACUUCACAGCCUCCAACCGACCCCCCAAUUACAACCGAAAAUCCGGGAACUACCGAAGAACCAGGAAAUCCCAGCACACUGAAUCCCACUGACUCCACACCUGAGGUGACAAAUCCUACCAGCGAGGCUCCAACCGACCCCCCAAUUACAACUGAAAAUCCGGGAACUACCGAAGAACCAGGAAAUCCCAGCACACUGAAUCCCACUGACUCCACACCUGAGGUGACAAAUCCUACCAGCGAGGCUCCAACCGACCCCCCAAUUACAACCGAAAAUCCGGGAACUACCGAAGAACCAGGAAGUCCCACUGACUCCACACCUGAGGUGACAAAUCCUACCAGCGAGGCUCCAACCGACCCCCCAAUUACAACUGAAAAUCCGGGAACUACCGAAGAACCAGGAAAUCCCAGCACACUGAAUCCCACUGACUCCACACCUGAGGUGACAAAUCCUACCAGCGAGGCUCCAACCGACCCCCCAAUUACAACCGAAAAUCCGGGAACUACCGAAGAACCAGGAAGUCCCACUGACUCCACACCUGAGGUGACAAAUCCUACCAGCGAGGCUCCAACCGACCCCCCAAUCACAACCGAAAAUCCGGGAGAAGAACCA